Molecule: messenger RNA, 1743 nt
Organism: Panicum virgatum (switchgrass)
Lineage: Eukaryota; Viridiplantae; Streptophyta; Magnoliopsida; Poales; Poaceae
Exons: 5
Coding region: 357-758 (133 amino acids)
Source: RefSeq, a predicted model, not a curated record
CAGCCGCAGUCGUGUUUUACUGUUUUACCUGCCGAUGGGACUCCUCCCCUCUUCCCCUCCUCCAAUUGCGUCGCCGCCGCAGCAUCGAUUCGCCCCCCAGCCGAUUUGCCGAACCCUUGUUUCCCAAUCGAUCGCCGGAGUUGACGUGCGCCGGUAACAGGUGUUCAUCGGCUAGAUCUAAUAGAAGAAUCAAGCGCUGCGUUUUGGCCGGAGUUGGAGCAGCUUGUUGGCAGACGGCCUCUACCAGAUUUUGGAUCCAUCUCAAGAGAUCGGGUCGAGGUUUCCUGGGGCGGGUCGGGGGGAGAUCCUGUAGGGGCAGUGGGGAGUUGGUGGUCGCCGCUGCAGCUGUGUACAAGAUGAAUUUGUGUUCUGGAUACAGUAUUGAAGCAAAUAAUGAGGCAACUCAGGGGUUCAGCAGCCAUUGCUUGGAGGUAUUGUAUCUAGACUGUAUUGAUGUUGGAUUUCUGAAGCUGCCUCACGAUUCAUUCCCAAGGAUUAAGCACUUCAAUAAUGAAAUAGUCAAAUCCAUGAUUCUUGCUGAUUCUAUACACGGGACUGCGAAUAAUGCUUGUUGUGACUUCGGGAAAAGCAAGUUGCGCGACCCCAAUUCAAUUUGCUACUCAUGGACAUCUGCGUUCAAAGACUACUACGGCACUAGCCACUCCCUCGCCGACCGGGUUAUGGGAAGUGGCAUCAUCAUUUUCCAGGGUCCUAGGAGUGCAAGAUGGGGUUGCUGGUCCACUUUUCUUUGCGGUUAGCGAGUUUGUCAAGGCCAGCAAACACGGCGCUGUACACGCGGCUUCCAUGGUUACAGAAGUACUGUCCCUUAUAGCCGAGCCCUACAGCAGGGGAUUCUGCUACAAUGCAGAGCGGGAUAUCAAUCUACAACUCCUACAUGGUCCGUAUUACAUUUAAUUUUAGACUCAAUGCGGAGAAGGUGAGGUUUUUCAUAUCUAUCUCUGCCCAUGUGUUUUGCGAGUAUUAAUUCUCCAAUUCAAAAUGCUAUAAUAUUUGGCAUUUUUAAUUUCUUAGCUAUUUAACACAUGAUGAAAAAGUAUAUUUCUAUGACCGAUUUCUUUUUCUUUGCUGCAGUAUCAACCGCAGUGGUUUAGUGGUUGCUCGGUUCUGCUGCACGUUUGAUGGAACUAUGGACUCAAUAAUGAAAAGCCCGGUAUGCCUAAAAUAUUAUAAUCGUUUCUUCGCAACGAAUGCAUGGUGUAAAGUCGAUGGGGGUCAUACAAUGCCAUAUUUGUUCAUGAACAUUAAGUUAUUUAUGAGAUGCCAAAUUUGGUGGUUGAACUCAACCAUCACUGUUCGUGAUCAUGUGUAGUAUUCAUUCCCUAAAUAUGUUUUUCCUUGUGCAUGCACGGUCAAUAUUCAGUAUGUUUGAUAACUAAUUCUCUAAAAUGCCCUCCAUGCCGAUGCUAGGGGAAGAGCAUGACAGAUCCCUGUUAUUGGAUGCUCUCAGAUUGCGAUUGAACAAAGGACACAUACCCGGUGAUCUGUAGGAAUUCAGCUUUUGGAAUUCAGCUUUUUCUGUCGUACAUGGACAUUCGAAAUGUACCACUACUGGUGACUUAUUUUUUAUAUUCAAAUUUUUGCACCAUCCAUGUUGCUUAUGUCUAUGUGGUAAUAACUUUUUGUAGUACCCACACAUCAUACGACCCCAGACAAGAAAACUUGUGUCAUCUUACAUGUUUAUUGAUAGUUACGAUACAUCAAUAAACGCUGAAGUUUUCAAUA